Molecule: messenger RNA, 3802 nt
Organism: Erigeron canadensis
Lineage: Eukaryota; Viridiplantae; Streptophyta; Magnoliopsida; Asterales; Asteraceae
Product: disease resistance protein RPV1-like
Exons: 8
Coding region: 152-3625 (1157 amino acids)
Biological process (GO): defense response; signal transduction
Molecular function (GO): ADP binding
Source: RefSeq, a predicted model, not a curated record
AGGGACACUGGUGAGCUGAUAUUUGUUUAUAAAGAAAUUAUUAAUUUUCUCGAUCAGAAACUUCCUAGUAUUGAGCUAAAAAUGAUCAUAAGUAAAAGACAUAACAUACAUUACUCUAGUCCAUAGUCAGCAUAACGUGCUGUAGUUUCAAAUGGCGUGUACAUCUUCUUCAUCUUCUGUGCUGAAUAUUACUCAUCACAAGUAUGAUGUGUUUCUGAGCUUCAGAGGAGAAGAUACUCGUCAUGCUUUUACUGAUCAUCUAUACGAUGCAUUUUUGCGAGCAGGACUUCGCACUUUCAGAGACAAUGAUGCAAUAGACAGAGGUCAACCACUUGAGCCAGAAAUCAAGAAAGCAAUACUCGAAUCUAGAUCUUCUAUCAUUGUGCUGUCGGAAAACUAUGCGAAUUCGAGAUGGUGUCUUGAGGAGCUUGUGUUGAUCCUUGAGCAAAGAAGGAACUCCAAUCAUUUCGUUUUGCCAGUGUUUUAUCAUGUGAUUCCUUCACAUGUCAGGAAACAAAGUCACAGUUUUGCCAUAGAAUAUGAGCACAGAGAUAUGAAUGAUGUGAACUGCUGGAAGUCGGCUCUAAGAGAAGUUGCGAAUCUGACUGGCAUGACUGUUUCGGGGUCCGAAACAAAGCUUAUCCAAGAUAUUAUCCGUACAGUUCACGAUAAGCUAGAUUUGAAACAACUAAGUACCCCAGCCCAUUUAACUGGAAUGGAAACUCGAGCUAAACAUAUCAAUUUCUGGUUGAGAACUGACCGACCUAGUGCUGAAGCUCUAGCGAUUUGUGGCAUGGGAGGCAUCGGUAAAACAACGCUGGCCCAAUACAUUUAUAACUCUAACAAGCUGAACUUUGAAAGCAGCAGUUUCCUUAUGGAAAUCGGGAAGCACAACAAACAACCUAAUGGUUUACUUGGGCUACAGAAACAACUGCUUGCAGACAUUUCAGGGCUCAAAAAUGAUACAAGUUUUAGUCGUCCUGAGCUCACAAGAAAGAUUGAGGAUGCCAUGCAAGUGAAGAAGGUACUUAUUGUUCUUGAUGACAUUGAUGACAAAGACCAAAUAGGGGCUCUAGUUGGAACAAAGACUUUGCAUACAAAAAUCAAGAUCAUAAUAACUACUAGAAGUCUCGAUAUACGAACAUGGUUUGGAUCCAUAUCCUGCAAGUGCAAGGUGUACAAACUUAAGUUGCUAAAUGAUCAUGAAUCAUUAGAGCUUUUAAGUUUUCAUGCCUUUGGAUCCACAGUUCCUUUGGAAGAAUUCAAGGAUCUUGCAGUGCAGUUAGCACAGUAUUGUGCAGGAAACCCACUAGCUCUCAAAGUACUCGGUUCUUCUUUGACUGUUAGUGCUGGAGAUGUGGAAAGAUCAAGAAACCACUGGAUAAGUAGAAUAAGGUUUAUAAAAUCAUCUAAGGGAGAUCUUCAUAACAACAUUUUAGGUAUACUAAAAACGAGCUAUGACUCCUUGCCACAUUUCAGAGACAGGGAACUGUUCCUGCAUAUUGCUUUUUUCUUUGUUGGCGAAUAUGAGGAUGAUGUGGUACAAAUUCUGGAACAUGACUGGCAUGCACGGGCUGGGAUCAAUGUACUCAAUGACAGAUGCCUUCUAACCAUCUCACCUAGUAAGAAACUGAUGAUGCAUCAACUGCUUCAAGAGAUGGGCAGAACGAUCGUAAAAGAAGAGUCAAAAGAUCCAGCAAAACGUAGUAGAGUCUGUCAAGACGAUUCUUAUCACGUGUUGGUUAAAGGAGAGGGUUCCCAAACAAUUGAAGGUCUAGCACUUGACAUGCGAAACAUUGAUCAAGGGAUGGCAUCAGAGGCCCUUCAAACAGAUUCGUUUGCAAACAUGGACAAGCUAAAGUUCCUCCAACUCAAAUAUGUGGAACUCACCGGAUCCUACAAGAGUUUUCCAGAAUUGACUUGGUUGUGCUGGCACGCAUGUCAUUUGAAAACGAUACCUUCUGACUUAUUGAUGGGUAGCUUGGUGGCCAUCGAUUUGAGUUAUGGAAAGUUAGAAGAGUUUGAAAUACCAGAGGUUCUUAAUUCGCUCAAGACUCUUAAUUUUAGAAACUGUUUGUAUCUUGCCAGUAUCCGCAAUCUCAAUCGUGUGCCAAAUCUGGAGACUUUGAUCCUCUGGGAUUGUACCAGUCUAACUCAUAUUAGUAAAACCAUUGCAGGCCUUGAGCGUCUUGCUUUAUUGGACUUGACAGGGUGUAAGAAUCUGUUGAAGGUUACAGAGCAACAGUCGUUUAUCUUACCACACUCUUUACAGUUUUUGUUUCUCAAUAACGUUGACCUAGAGAAACUUAAUAAUUUUCAUGUGGUUUUUAGUGGCCAACCAUUCUUCUACAUAAAUUUAGGCAAUAAUCUAUUUAACUUCCUGCCCAACAACAUUGAUCUUAAGAUGCUCCGGGUACUCAACUUGACGUCUUGUCGCUGUCUCAAGUCCCUUUUAUAUCUUCCAAGAACUCUAGAAGAGUUGUAUACACAUUCUUGUGAAUCACUUAAAAAAAUAACAUUCCAAUCAGCACAUUUCAAACUGCGGGAAUUUGGAUAUAGUCGCUGUAUUGAGCUUUGUGAAAUUCAAGGACUGUUCAAAUUAGUUUUUAUAAAAAAUAUUGGUGAAGCAGAGCUCGGACAUAUGAAUUGGAUCAGGGCCUUUCAAGAUCAUACGGUAGAGCUGGUCGGUGAUGAGAUUAUCAAAGGUCGACAGGAACAUAUUCAGAUGUUGUACGAAUAUGGUAUAAUGAGCACAUAUCUAUGGCAAGAAGAAGAUGAAAUCAAUCAAAUCAUAAUGCCAGAGUAUACGUCAGCAUCCCCCUUCUUAUCCUUCCAAGUGCCUUUCUGUCCUAAGAUCCAAGGAUUAAAUGUGUAUUGUGGAUACUAUUCACUACUUGAGAAUGAAGAUCAAGAUGAGUGUGUUUUGUUUGCCAAAGUUAGCAACAUAAAUAAGGGUCUUACUUGGAUAUACAACCCUGUUGUCUUUUGCAAAGCCAGAACUGAUAGAGAUGCAUUGUGGUUGAGCUAUUGGCCAAUUGGAAACUUAUUAGAGCCUGGUGAUGAAGUACAAGUGUCUAUCGUUGUGGGGAAUAAUUUGAUCGUAAGCAGGUGCAGUGCCGGCCUUGUGUAUGUGGAUUGUGAAUUCACGGGAGAAAAAGAUUCAGAAAAAAUUGCAAAAGGAGAAGAAGUGAUUGGAGGAGAUCUAUCCCAAUUUGAGCUGACCAAAGGGGUGUACUAUCUUUGCCGGCGUGAUCUUCUCAAGUCAAUGAGCCCUGAUUGGUUAACAUUUUUAGUUGGUGGUACUGUUAAUUUUAAAAAAUUGCAAGGAUGGAAAAAAUGUCGCCAGUCACAUGACUUGGCUGUAUCAUUCACGGAGCUGAGUACAUUUAGAGGCAGAGGCACCCUCAACAAAGUGAAAAUUGUGCUGAGGGUGAUCUUCGGUACUGACAGUCAAAAAAAGAAGGUGUUGAGGGCAAUAUCUACUAUUUCAGGCGUUGAAUCGAUAGACUAUGAUGUGCAAAUUUGGAUACUGACUAUCAUCGGACAAAUGGAUCCUAUAGCAGUGGUUCUCCAAGUCAGGGAAUUAGGGAAUUUCGCAGAGUUACUAGUUGUUGAACCCUGCUAACAGCAUCCGGAGUGCAAUUACUCUACCCGCCAUGAUAUGCGCCAAAGAACUGUUGUUUUAUCGUGUAUUUCUUUUUUAGAAUUCGGGGUACUAGAUUUAAAGUUUAAACUGAAAUAAUUAUGUGGAUGAUGUUGAAUAGUUUACACCAUUAUUUAUUUAUUUAUUUUUAACAGCAAA